This is a messenger RNA of Parnassius mnemosyne (clouded apollo), 4666 nucleotides long. Lineage: Eukaryota; Metazoa; Arthropoda; Insecta; Lepidoptera; Papilionidae. The record is from the annotation of a GenBank genome assembly.
AGCGUCAGUCGGCACACCGCCCGGGCGGGCGCCACACGACCGGGAUCUGCGCUAGCGAAAGGCGACGCGAUCAAUAUAAUUUCAGUGAAAUAUACCGCGGAUACGCCAACGAACGCUUUGAAAACGCGAGCGCACGAUUCUGUGAAUCAAAUACGAGUAAAGUGAACGAGUCUCGAGUGCAGAGCACGACGACAGACGGCGCACAACGAGAGAGCGAUUAGGGUUCCAAGAAGCCUUUCGACGAAACGAUUCGAGCUUGGUGCCGAAGAAGCCGCUGCUUCUUUGCCCCUCAACUUUAUUAGAAAGAAAUAUUGUUGUUAAAUAGUAAAAAACAAAACGCUAAAUAAAAAAAGCUUGAAUAACCAAAGAAAAUACAAGCGUUAAAUAACCGUCCAGAAUAGCCAACUCUCAAAAAAGUCCGCUAUAAAAAAGGGAACUGACAUCAAAAUGCAGACCCAAAUGGGAGUAGGGGGCGAGUUGCAAAGGAGCUACAGAAUGCAGGAUUUCACAUCGCCUGGCGUCAUUAUGAGGGAGCGAAGCUUCAUUCGCCCGCAGUCUCAUCAUAAUAUGCAUCACAACCAGUUUCCACACAAUGGGAAACGGCGGAGUAUGAUCCUGACUAAUGCCAAGGGAAAGCCUACGCUUGAGAUCUACAGGCCUCCGGGCGUCCGCACAGACGGCGUGGCGGCACCGACGACGGCUGCCAACAGCACCGGGGCGACAACGGGCACCACUGCGACGGCCGGCAACAAGCUAAAUGUCCACGCUAAGGAAUUCACCAUGGCCAAGCCCGUCGACCUGCAUAAUAGGUCAGCGAUGGGCAUGGGGUACGCGGGCGUGGGCUUGCAACACUCGCGGUCCGCGGUGCUGCACGCACAGGUGCCACCGCACUACCGGCCCGUGCUGCCGCCACACGCACUGCUCAACAGCACCUCCAGCGGCAAUGUGCCGCACGCCACGAGUGGCCCCCGUGUGCAUUUCAAACUUCAACCGCAGCAACUGGGUGAGAAGAAAAAGUCGCCGCCGUCGUCGCUGACUAACGGCAAUGGCAAGAGUAUCCGUCCGCAGUCGUUCACGCCUGGCCUCAAGCGCUCCAAGUCGCUGACGUCCGCAGACACGCUCGCCAGUGGCAUGGCUGCACUCGGCCUCGCUGCGGACGCCGGGGACCUGGGUACAUUCCCGCCAGAGAUACAGGAGUGCAUUGAUAAGGCAUUGGACGAUCCGAACUCGGUGGCGGCGCGCACGCUGAUGGAGGCGGUGGGGCACCUGGUGGCGCGCGCGGUGGAGUCGCCGCGCUACGCGCUGCCGGCCGCGCGCCGCUGCAUCGCCGUCGUCGAGCGCGAGCACGCCGAGACCUUCCUCGAGUCGCUGCUCAACACCUGCCAGCAGUGCUACCACGACCGCGACAAGCUGCUGGGCGCGGUGGUGGGCGGCGGGCGGCCGCGGCUGAUGGCGUUCCUGUCGUUCCUGCUGGAGAUGUACUGCCAGCUGCGGCGCCGCGCCAUCCAGCGCCGCGGCGCCAGCGCGCAGCCCGGCCACGUGCUGCUCACGCUCAUCGCCAAGUGCUGCGAGGACUGCAUCCGCCAGCCCGUGCCCUCGCCCUCAGACACGGAGAACCUGUUCUUCGUGCUGACGUACAUCGGGCGCGACCUGGAGGCGCAGCUGCCGGGCGAGCUGGAGCGGCUGCUGGCGGCGGUGCGCGACGCGUUCCUCAACCCGGCCGCCGCGCCGUCCAUCCGCCGCACGCUGCUGCAGCUCAUCGAGCUGCACGCCUCGCGCUGGCAGCUGCCCGGCUGCGCGGUGCUCUACUACUACCCUUCCUCUAAGUAGCGCGCCCGCUCUGCCCCCUCUGACCCCUCUGCCCCCUCUGCGCGGUGAGUACACUGUACCGCUCUACUCGUGCUACAGAAUACUUCUUCCGUGGUGUUAGAGUUGACAAAAUGGCCAACAAAAACACAGAGACGCAGCAUUGUGCAAUGAUAACAUCAGAUAGGUAUACUUACACGUGAUGCUGUAAUAUGUCUUUUAAAUUGUGUAGCGUAUAGUCGCAAAAAUGACAAGAUAAAGCUACAUAGCAUUGGCAAAAAUGAUAACGCAAAGAGACGUUGCAUUGUACGAUAAUAAUAACAGAUAAUUGCACUUAUACAUGAUGAUGUAAUAUGUCUCAUUGUAUCACGUGUAAUCGUGUAAAAAUCUUUGGUCAGUAGAACUUGACGUUUAUGUUCUAAGCCCCGUCUAUAUAACAGAUACUAUAUAAUAUAAGGAGGACUAUACUAGGAUAAUCAAAUCAUAAGUCACAUGUAUUUAAAUGCACUCACACAUAUUAAAGUUAUUUAACUAACACAAACACUUCUUACACUCACUCCUUAUAAUAACUCGAUUUACCAAUUUAGCUUUUCCAAACAAUGCUAUAUAAAGAAUUUUGUGGCUUACAUAGUACGCAAUUAUUUUUAAUAAAGAAAAGUUUUAGGAAGUGUAACUUUCGUGUAGGUUUUAUACAUUUUUUUUGUAUAAAUAUCUAGAAAAUAUAAUGACCUAAGGUCUUUAAUAUCUUAUAUGCAUAAUCAUAGAUAAAAUUCUACUGACAACUUGCGUAAUAGACCUUUCUGAACAGCUAACAUAUCUAAAUCAUCUAAUGUUUUGUUACUUUUAAUUAUUGUUGACAUAACAGUAGUUAUGUAUCUUAGACAAUAAGAUAAUUAUUCAAUGCAUAGAAAAUCUAGAUGUAUACAAGUAGUAAGCCUAAGAAGGACGACUGCAUGAUCCGCUAAUAAAAUGUUAUAAAUAUUAUCAUAUUUAGAAGAGUACACUAUAUAAACUUAUCGUUGUAACCUUAAUUAAACAGAUACUGUUCAGUCGUGUCAUUCGAUUACAACGGUAAUUAACUGUUGUAAUUGUUACGGAAGUUCCUUAAGUUUUUUACUUUUAAAGUGAUUUGUACGACUCCAGAAAUAUUGCAUUAGAGGAAGGGUAGUGGUUUCUAAUGUAGUUGUUGCGCCUAUAGGUUAGUUAUUUAGUAUACAAAAGUUACAAGCAUUUCUUAUCGAGUGUUUGGUUUCGUUUGACUUUUUCUGUUGUGAUGUUAGUAGUGUCGCGUUAGUUGUCUAAUGUCGAUGUAACUAAAACGUAGUAGGCGUAAACUGGCCAUAAGCUCAUUAAGCGUGCCUUUGUGUUGUAUUGGUUGUACAUUUUCGUUGUAUUUGGCUAUAAAAAAAAUAUUUUUAUCAUUAAGGUAUAUAAGGUCAAUAUGUGCAAGGCAAUUAUUAUGUCGAGGUAAAAUUGCUUUUAAUUAUUAAAGGACACAUUGACAGUAAUUGAUUGUACAUAUCGAUCUUAAGUCGUUUGGAGCCAAAUGUUGGUUCAACUAUGGAUUCUGAAAUUCUUGUUGAUUUUCUGAGCUACGUUUUAGAGAGACAUUUGUCGAGUUAUGCUCAGGACUGCACACAGGCCAGCGAAGUAUUUUUGCGUAAAGUGAUUAAUAUUUGUGUUGGUUGGACAUUAGUAUAAAACUAACCAUUUCGUUUAAUGUCGACGUAUAUUUAACGCAACUUUUAUGUAGCUUAUCAUAGUAUCAGCCAACAUUUCGCUUACACAAAGACACAUUAAUGGAAAUGUAUUUAAUUACUUAGUUUAAGGUGCAUUAUUAUAGUUUUAUGAGCGAGAUAUGCCUCGGAAGUAUUAAACUGUACGUGUAAAAUAAAUAGUUGUGGACAAAUUAACGAUGUACAUUACUGUACGACCUUCGCAUAGUACUUCGUGCAUUGUAUCCUUUGUCAAUUCUAACUUAGUCUUUUGCCAUCAUUUAAGGCUAACACUUUGUCUUUACUGUCCCAGUGAUGGUAAUUUUUACCAGUUUGAUUAAGACUUGCCUUUUUUAAAUAGCUUUGCAUAAGGCUUCCUUUUUUAAACCUUCGCUUCUUUUUCAAAUUACCGAGUAUAUACUGUAAAUUUAUCUAAUAAUGAAAGCGUUGUAGAUUGUUUUUAAAAUGCUAUUAUACGUACCCAUUGUAGAAUAUUGAGUUCCACACGCAGAUGUCUUUUGAAUUUAACAGUUAUUUUAUCAACAUAUAAGGUUUGACUGAUGUCUUAUGUGGAAUUAUUUUGUUUAUGCUUGUGAUAUUAUUUUAAAUUUAAGUUCGUUGUUUCCGAUCUUCUCUGUCCUAACCAAAGACUGUAUCAUGUGGAGACUUCGUUUAAAUUAUUAACAAAAUAUUAACUUGAUAUUGUUGAAGCCGGACCAAAUUAUCGUGUGUUACGUUUCCAGCUCCCAUACUUUCGAACUCUGUAUAUUAUGUCGGGUAAGUUGGAAACCUGCGACACACUUCGUCAGUGAAUAUUGUAAGUUCUUUCAAUUAGUUAUAGAAUGUUGUGUGAUCAAUAUAAUAUCAAAUAAUAAAGCUAAUAUUAUUUAAGCAUUAGUUUACGUAUAUGAAGAAUGUUAAAAAGACCAUAAACUUUUGUUAUUUCACAUUGAUAGCUAUCUAAGGUUAUGUGGUAUGUUUGUAAAAAAAAAUAAAAAACAAAAAAAAAAUGGUGCUAACACGAAUAUUGGUGUAUCGUAAUAUUCCUAUGUAAUCGGCUACGGGCAAUAAUAUAUUCUCGUUACCGCUGUAUUUCUGUACCUACACAUAAAACCAAUUUUAAUUAAUAAAUAAAUUGUACACAU